Sporothrix brasiliensis 5110 is the source of this 249-nucleotide messenger RNA. RefSeq lists its product as uncharacterized. The coding region runs from base 1 to 249 and encodes 82 amino acids. Lineage: Eukaryota; Fungi; Ascomycota; Sordariomycetes; Ophiostomatales; Ophiostomataceae. The transcript is spliced from 2 exons. The record is from RefSeq and is a predicted model, not a curated record.
AUGGCCACGCAAUCGAGUCCAAGACCAAGGAGACUACAGCAAAGGUCGCUGUACCUGUACGGACUUAUACUGGGCGCCAUCGGCCAUGUCCUCGAGGGCACUGCCGUCAAUCCUGCCACGACGUCGGAUAUUCGUGGUCGUCAGUCGAGUCGUGCCACUGCUCUGAUGCCCGACUGGAUGCUGCCGGUUGACGUGGCCGUGCAUCCACUGCUGUGUCAGUGCGUGUCAGUGAAGUGGCAGCCAAGGUGA